AAAGGAGCAGGAGACCCCUUACCUCAAUCACACCCCGAGGCCUUGAGACUCCGAGCUUCACACUUCAUGCGUCUAUAAAAAGAGCUUUCCUCCUCUAAGGAAGCAGCAGCAGACCCUCUCCUACUGAGCAUUUCAUCACAGAGCACAGAGAAAGCAGGAGAGGAGUAGAGGGAUCACAGUUAAAGAGUCGCCACUCUGGGAGAUCUUUGGACAAACGCAGAAGGAAAAACAAGAAGAGAGGAAAAUUACGCUUUUGGAAAAGGCUGAAGAUGGUGUGUCUGUCUUGUUUGUUAGUGGUGGUUAUGACAUAUGUGUGCCUCCCCGGGUUUGGGUCGGUGUGCUGGGACAACGCCAUCUGCAACGACCUGAGCAACCAGGUAAAGAUAAGGGACUGCAUUCGCCUCUGCAUGUCGGUGAUCCAGACCGAAUUCCCACAGCUCAGUGCGUUGGCCCUGAAUGUUAAUGAUGAUAAUGAGCUCUUACUCAGCAUCCUUCUGGCCACCUUGGUGUCUGAAAACAAGAUAUCAGAGUCAGAACUGAGAGCCCACAGCGACGAGCGACGCUCCUAUUCAAUGGAGCAUUUUCGAUGGGGCAAACCUUCUGGCCGUAAACGGCGGCCUGUGAAGGUUUUCGCCUCUUCUCUGGAGGGAGGGGGCUCUUCUGAGGGCAGUUUCCCCCCUCAAGCUCGCAGGCAGCUGAGCAGCAACGAGGAUGAAGCGAAGGAGGAGCUGAUUGGAGGAAAUCAAAACCAGGGAUCGCCAACAGCAAGGGUCGGCUCCAAGUCACAGUUGAGCAUGCAGGAGAGAAAAGAUGGAACCUAUCGGAUGAGUCACUUCAGAUGGGGGAGCCCACCUGCCUCUAAACGUAAUGGCUUUAUGAAACAGCGGGCAAAGAAAUCUCAGGGGCAGCUGGCCAAACUCUUCAGGAACAUUAUAGUCAAGGAUGUGCAGAGGAUAAUGGGCUGAAUGGGGGAUGGAGGAGAGAGCGAGGGCCGAGUAGUUGAAAGAAUCUAAUAGCCAUUGCAUGUUAUUACCCACAGGUCUUAAUUUUAAAAUACAUAAACUUGUCUCUAUCAUUAGCAUGUUGUUGAAUGUCUUUUCUGGGCCAAAGGUUUGUCUCAUUAAAACCUUACCUAAAGAUAAGAAACAAGGCAGUUUUAUGUUAAUAAAAGAAAAUAAUGCACCCGCAGACUUGACCGUGACCUUCUUGGUCUGAUUUGAAAGCUUUUCAGAAGUGUUUUUUUUUUCUUGUCAUUAUUGAACCAUAUGUUUUGAAGAACAGAGAAUGCCGUUCCAGGGCAAGAGGUGGGUGUGAAUGAAAGUAUUUAGUUUAUUUACAGGGUGGUAUCUUUUUGUAAAUGAAUAUAAUAUUAAAGAUCAUUCUGUUUUGUCGCAAACAA
Sebastes umbrosus (honeycomb rockfish) is the source of this 1399-nucleotide messenger RNA. RefSeq names its product pro-opiomelanocortin-like. The transcript has 3 exons. Gene Ontology annotation, molecular function: neuropeptide hormone activity. Gene Ontology annotation, biological process: neuropeptide signaling pathway. Lineage: Eukaryota; Metazoa; Chordata; Actinopteri; Perciformes; Sebastidae. Bases 270 to 965 code for a protein of 231 amino acids. Gene Ontology annotation, cellular component: extracellular region. The record is from RefSeq and is a predicted model, not a curated record.